Messenger RNA from Podarcis muralis (Common wall lizard), 2558 nucleotides. RefSeq names its product transmembrane and ubiquitin like domain containing 2 (gene TMUB2). The record is from RefSeq and is a predicted model, not a curated record. Gene Ontology annotation, biological process: ERAD pathway. Gene Ontology annotation, molecular function: protein binding. Lineage: Eukaryota; Metazoa; Chordata; Lepidosauria; Squamata; Lacertidae.
CCGCGGCCUUCCAUCCUGGCAACCUCGCGCGCCUCGAAGUGACGUGAGCAGCGGGCGUUAGUGACGUAACCGUUUCCUCUGGGGAAGAAAGGGCUCUCGGGCAGUGAGACAUGGGACUGAAAUCCUAAUCAGAUGCCAUCUGAAUUUCCCUCUGCUGUCAAGGCCAGAACUGCUAUCCUUGUUGCUCCCCCAUUCUCUAAAGCUAAGAGAUGGAGCCCCUUGAAGUGACCAUCAUUGAAGGUGUUGGGGAUGAAGUCACUGUUGUGGCUGGCGUCGUGGUCCUUAUCAUGGCCCUGGUCCUGGCCUGGCUUUCCACAUAUGUGGCGGAUGGUGGCAGCCAUCUUCUGGGAACAGUUGUGGCUACUGGAGAUUCAGCAGUGAUCCACUUGAGCCCCAUCGAACGCUACGUGGGGAACUCGGUGUCAGAACAGUCGGAGCCCCAAGGUGCUGCAGAAGGGGCUGAAGAGAAGGCAGAAGAGGGUCCUGCUUCUGAUGCAGGUCCUGCAGUUGAGCAAGGAGACAGCAGCAGUAGCUCAGAUGCUACCUUAGACCGUCUGUUGGACAUUCAGGGCCUGUCCCAAAGGACCUUUUCUAUUGCUGCUGAUUCCCAAGAGAACCAGAGAGUUCCACAAGCUGUGCCUGUCAUGGAGGAGAGUGAACCAAACCCAGGAUUUAUCAAGGUGCGCCUCAAAUUCCUCAAUGACACAGAGGAGGUGGCCAUUGUGAAGCCAGAAGACACCAUUGGCAUCCUCAAGAGCAAGUACUUCCCAGGCCGGGAGAAUCAGAUGAAGUUUAUCUACCAGGGCCAGCUUCUUCAGGACCAGGCACGGACUCUUCGCUCUCUCAAUAUCCUGGACAAUUGCGUAAUCCACUGUCAUCUGUCUCAGACUGCUACCUCCGCCAUGCCUGACCCAGUGGUUGCACCAUCGGAAGCUGGCGGUAUUACUUUGAGCAUGGGCAACCUGAUGAUUCCCAUUUUUGUGGUGAUGCUGGCGGUCAUCUGGUAUUUCCGUAUCAACUACCGGCAGUUAUUCACAGCCCCGGCCACCAUUUCCUUGGUUGGGGCGACUGUCUUUUUUAGUUUCCUUGUUUUCGGGAUGUAUGGACGAUGAGCAGCCAUGGGGAAGGAGGGAGUGGCCUUAGCUGCCAAAUCUUGAGUGCUCUCUGUUUCGUACUUCCACUCAUUCAUACCCUGUGAGGGACAUAUAAAGCUCUUAUCCAGAAUCCUCCACUGAUGGAGGUUAGAGCUCCACAAAACCUUCGAGUUGAAAAAUUGUACUUAAUUUCUACAUUUUCUAUCGCUACAGCAUUUGGGUAUCUUUGAAGAGUGAUGCUAGAAGAGGGGAACGAGACAAGUAUAGAAGAGAGCAGGGCCACAGGUGUUUGCUCUGAUCUCCCCCUACUCUCAGGAUAGAAUCCUUUCAGCUGUCAGAAGCAUUGCCUUGCUGUCGUCCGGCUUCUAGGCCUCAAAGAGAGAUUUGGCUGCCACGUUCUCCUCCACAGCUACUAGGACUUGGAACUUGGUGAUGAUUAUCGUAGAGAACCCAUUUGUACUGAAGUACAGUUCCUGUCCCUUAUGCUCUUAAGACUUCUGAGCCCCGCAAUAGAGGAAACGGGCUCUCCACCUAAGCAUUUGCCUGUUUAGUUUGCUGCUGCUACUGCUUUGGAAAGCAUGAAUGGAAUGAUCUUUGGGCUCAUGCUUCUCUCCAUUUCACCGCCACUAAUUACAUGGUAGUUACACAGUGACACACUGUGAACUAGAGACACCUGCCUUCUCCCCUCCCACCUUGCCAAGAUACAUGCACCUUGAACUGUUCUGAAGACACCUGCCCACUUCUUACUGUAUGGACUCCAUUGAGAUGCUCACACUAACCCUGUGCUGUAGAAAAGAAGAGCCCUCUCCAAAGAGGGUCAUUUGCAUGUGCACACUCUGCAAGGAUUAUGAUCCAGAAUGCCAUUAGUAACCAAGAUGCUUGCAUGGUUUGCCUCUAACUGUCUACAGGAAGAAUAUUGGCAGCACUUGGGGGUUAACCAGGUUGACUUACAAGUAUUGAAACCACAUGUAUCUCCUUGGAAUUCACCGUCAUUGGCUGAGAGGGCUUCAGAUAGAAGACAGGCAAGCUGAAUUUCCCUUGUCUUCUGUGUCAGAGGUGAUGAUUUGACAUCAAAGACAUAAAAGACCAGGACUAGUAAAUGUAAUCACUACACCCCUCUCCGCUAGGUUGUAGGCGACUUCUCUUUGAGCUUGCUAAAGUAUUUUAAAUCCCACAACUUGUCUCUUAAGUGGAGGGAGUUGGGGGAGCUAAUUAAAUUUCAGGCCUCAUGGUUGCUAACCUAAGUUGGAACUGAAUAACCAACUUCAGAUAUUUCCGAUGGUAAUUAUCAGUGCCAAGUAAUUUCCCACUUCUCCUCAAAAUCAAUCUCUAGUAUUUGUACCACUGAUCCAGCUUUUAAAAUCAAGGCAUUUAUUAAAAGUUGUCAGAAAUCAUUCUUUUAAGUUAAACCUGCGCUUGACAUCCACUGUGUGAAAUGUAUUAUAAAAAUCCAUGCAGAUUUUA